AUGGCAGACCAGACGGAGUCCACGACGGCCAAGAGCCCGACCCUUCAGCGGGUCAAGACCGACCUUGGCAACCAUUCCCAGCGUUUGCUACGCGUGGAUCAAAUAAAGGACCGACAAAUCCAUUUUGUGAAGACAGCUAAGGCGAAGCCUAAGCCCGACCGGUUCAGCAAGACUGCACUGGUCGUUCGUCGAAUCAUCUCGAGACAAGGCAUGGUCUCCCACACCGAGAUCGACAUUCGAUCCCCUCUCCUGCAAGACUUGUUUCGCGAUUUGUUCAAAGGCGUCGAUGGUCUAGAGCUGAACAAAACCCCUCCAAUUGCCAAACCAGAACUGCUCUUCUGGGCCGCGCCAGACCUGGUUCGAAUCAAGGAAGAGGAAAAGCAGAAGACGUCACCCAAUAAACCCCUCAUCGAUGACAUCGGAACAGCUCUGCGUUUUGUCGAAGAGGACUAUGCAAGCCAGAUCAUCAGUCUCGAAUCCCUGCUCCAGGAGAAGCAAAUCACCUGGGAUCUUCUCUGGGCGAUCUUCCCACCCCGGGAGGUUAUCAUCGCCCCUCGUUUUGGGGUCAUGAAUGAAGAGCAGGCUUUCAACAUGCUGACAUCUGGGUAUGAGGAACGUGCCAACGGCCAGAGAUACUUCUCGGCCAAUGGCCAACACAUCAAACAUGAUGGCCAAGACUUUGGCUCUACCACCUUACCGCUGGAGAUUGACGAGUUCGAUGGUGCUCGAUCUAUAAGUAGCUUGAACUUUUACCCCAUCCAGCAUCAUGAGGAGGAGUCUGCACUCCGGGAAAGACUCAUUGCACGAGGACGCAAGUAUGUCGCGCUCAUGAAAGAACCGGCUUGCAGAGAUUAUACGAUCCUUACUGCAAUAAAGGAGGUGGAACGAGCCAACGGAGACACGGUGCCAGAGAAGUUUAAUGCGCUGGGAAGAGUCAUGGUCGAUCCGCCUGGGUUUUAUCUUCAUAACAGUUCAUCCGACUUGAAUCGGCCUUGGGUGUAUGCAGAAAACAAGCUGAAUGCGGUCGGCUUGUCCGAUGAUCAGUUAUUGAUCUGCGCCUCGUGGAUUAGUGGAUUCAGCUUUGCCCAGAAAGCCUGGUGCCAACUUGCAGUGACAGGACUGUCCGACGUUGAGUGGAACCACAAUGCGUUUAAGCGACUGGUAAUGGCCGAGAAUCGGCGGCAGCUCAUCCACGGGCUCGUCAAAGCCCAUCGACAGGAUGAUGCCGUCUUCGAUGACAUUGUGGUGAACAAGGGCAAGGGACUUAUUGCUCUUCUGACUGGAAGUCCGGGAGUGGGCAAGACUCUUACUGCAGAGGCCGUUGCCGAAGUCACCCAGCGCCCUCUGUAUGUGGUGGCGACCGGUGAGCUCGGAAUCGACCCCGACGAGGUCGAUAAUCGGCUAGGGAUGAUCCUCGACAUCACACGACGAUGGGGCUGUGUGCUUCUAAUCGACGAAGCGGAUGUCUUCCUCUCAGCUCGUGGCAAGGACCUUGCCCGGGAUGCGUUGGUCAGCGUUUUCCUCCGACGACUUGAAUACUUCCGCGGUGUGGCUAUUCUCACCACGAACCGAAAAAGCGACAUCGACCAGGCUUUCAAAAGUCGAAUUCAUUUCACCCUUCACUACCCCGACCUCGAUGCGACCAGCCGACAGGAAGUGUGGAAGAAUUUCUUGACGAAUGUUGCCAAGACAUCCGAGCUGUCGGAAUUUACAGCUGAUGAUUUGACGGCAUUGUCAAGGCAUCCUCUGAAUGGCCGACAGAUCAAGAACAUUGUCUCCUGUACGGUGUCGCUGGCGCGGGAGAGAGGGAAGAACAUCACGGUGGAGGACAUGGAGACCUUGAUCGAUGUCAUGAUCGACUAG
Aspergillus sclerotioniger CBS 115572 is the source of this 1863-nucleotide messenger RNA. RefSeq names its product ATP-binding protein. Bases 1 to 1863 code for a protein of 620 amino acids. The record is from RefSeq and is a predicted model, not a curated record. Lineage: Eukaryota; Fungi; Ascomycota; Eurotiomycetes; Eurotiales; Aspergillaceae. The transcript is spliced from 7 exons. Gene Ontology annotation, molecular function: ATP binding; ATP hydrolysis activity.